AUGUUGCACGCCACUGAUAAUUUCUCGGGCACACAUGAUGUCAUCCUUUUCAUUCAUUUUAUAGAAUUAGAACAUUUGAUCAAGUAUGAACUGCAGUCACGUCUUGCUAAGUUCUCAAAGGGUUCAAAUGCUGCUAGAUUUAGAAAUACAGAGAUUAUUAAUUUACACGACUUAGCCGUCAGGUUGAGGGCGAGCUCGUUGGGUGAUGACGAUGUUUAUGUUUACGAUGAAGUCGGAGAAGAAGAAGAACCCCCUACUUCAGGGGUGUCUACAUCGGUGCUUAUGAAGUUGAAGGCGGAGAGCUUUACUGCAGCGGAGAGCGGUGGCAGUGACUGUGCAAUUUGUUUGGAAGAUUUUGGCGGUGAUGAAAAGAAGGUGGUGAUCAAGAUGCCGAACUGCGGUCACAGUUUUCAUGAAAACUGUAUCUUUAGAUGGUUGCAGAAGAAAAAAUCUUGCCCUAUGUGCCGACGUCAAGUUGAAGACUGA
This is a messenger RNA of Mercurialis annua (annual mercury), 486 nucleotides long. Its product is annotated as E3 ubiquitin-protein ligase RING1-like. The record is from RefSeq and is a predicted model, not a curated record. The transcript is spliced from 2 exons. Lineage: Eukaryota; Viridiplantae; Streptophyta; Magnoliopsida; Malpighiales; Euphorbiaceae. The coding region runs from base 1 to 486 and encodes 161 amino acids.